Molecule: messenger RNA, 1148 nt
Organism: Symbiodinium necroappetens
Lineage: Eukaryota; Dinophyceae; Suessiales; Symbiodiniaceae
Source: the annotation of a GenBank genome assembly
AUGGAUGGUCCGGCGGAAAGUCCGGUUGCCUCAACCUUUCGAGAUGCUCGCGCAGAGCUACAGAAUGCUCUGUCUGAGCUGCAAACCGACCUUGCGAGGGUGCUCGAAGAGAAGGUGUCCGACUUCCAGAUGCUUCUGGCGGAGUUGCCAUCCGAGCUUCCGGCGGGAAUUCCCAUUGUCCCUGCGCCCUCGCCCAAGCGCGACAUGACAAAGGAGUUGAUGGAAACAGGUCCUGCGGUCGAGAAGGCGGUUCGGAUUGAGGGCAUGGAGCUACACUCCGGCACAUCCGCACCUCGAUCAUCCGCCCGAUCCACCAGAGCCAGUGGCAUGAGGACCCUGGAGCAGGAACUCUUCGUGUCGAAGAAGGCUGCGACGAACUCCCAGCGAAAUUUCCGGCGCGAGAAGUCGUACGUCGGCUACGUGCAAAAGGGCUCUUUCCUCGGACUCCUCGUGGAUUCUGUUGGUUGCAGAUCAUUCUUCGAAGGAGCCCUUGGAAAAGUGGACCAGCUGCGUGCGCUGCAGGAGCCUCCCCGUAGCGGCUGCUGUGCGAAGUUGGUGCGCUCAUCCGCCUUCCAGUUCGUCACGACCGUUGUCAUUAUGGCCAACUGCCUGACUCUUCUGAUCUCAGCGAAUUGGGCGAUGGAAAACCAGAGCUUCGACAUCCCCCAGGAGUUACGGUACUUGGACCUCGGAUUUACCAUCUUCUAUGUAUUGGAGCUGCUCCUGAAGUUCUUCGUCCAUCGGCUCUUUAUCUUUUGGCGCGAGGACUGGAAGUGGAACGUUUUCGAUUUCGUGCUUGUGGCGAUGGCUGUGCAAGAGCAGGUGGUGGAGUUCCUCCUCCAAAAUGAGGCGGGCACGGUGACGAGACUGUCGUACAUGCGCUCUCUGCGGGUGGCGCGAGUGUCCAGGAUCCUCCGCUUGCUAAGAGCGAUCCGCGUGAUCCGCGAACUUCGCAUGAUGGUCUUCUCCAUCAUUAGUUCCUUUACGGCUUUGUUCUGGUGCUUGGUCCUUAUCUCCUUGGUUAUUUGCGUUUUCGCUCUGUUCUUCCUCCAGAUAUGCACCGACUACCUGAUUGUGGAGCGAGACUCAAUUGGCGAAGAUGUCUAUACUGACUUCCAAAGAACAUUUGGAUCGCUCACGAAAACGAU